Molecule: messenger RNA, 1113 nt
Organism: Adineta steineri
Lineage: Eukaryota; Metazoa; Rotifera; Eurotatoria; Adinetida; Adinetidae
Source: the annotation of a GenBank genome assembly
AUGGAAAACGAACCGUUAGUUAAGAAUUACGAUUCAGAUGAACAAGAUGUUCGACGACGAUUAUUAGCUGAUCGUACAAUCAGUGAACCUAAUCAUGAUAAGGACAGUCAAUCGACUUAUUCACGAAGUCGUUCUACUCCAUCAGGUGAUGAAAAGGAUGAUUCAAUCGAUACAGUACUUGACGUGCCAACAAAAUGUGUUGAACAAGCAAAAGAAGUUGGAAAACUUGUUGUUCAAUAUGUUGUCGAUCAUACUCAUCUACCACAUUGGUUACUUGAUAAUGAAUAUCUUGUCUCAGGACAUCGUCCACCAAUGCCAAGUUUUAAUCAAUGUUUCGCAUCAAUAUUUCGUAUUCAUACUGAAACAGUUAAUAUAUGGACUCAUUUAGUGGGUACUUUAAUUUUUGUUAUUAUUUUUUUCUAUUUGGUAACACGUCCAUCAAGUGAAGUACCUAUCGAAAAGAAAAUAACUUUUGGUUUAUUUUUUCUUGGAGCUAUUACUUGUUUAUUAUUUUCAACAUUAUAUCAUACAUUAAGUUGUCAUUCACAACAGGUUUCGAAAGUUUUUAGCAAACUUGAUUACUGUGGUAUAUCAAUUUUGAUUAUUGCUUCAUUUAUUCCAUGGAUUUAUUAUGGAUUCUAUUGUGAAUUUGGAACAAAAAUAGCCUAUCUAUUGAUUACGGCAUUAUUAGGUAGCGGAUGUAUUAUUGCGUCUAUGUGGGAUAAAUUUGCUACACCAGAAUAUCGGACAUGCCGUGCACUUCUUUUUAUGGCAUUUGGCCUUUUUGGUUUUGUUCCAACAUGUCAUUAUGUGUUAUUAUUCGGUUUUAAAUAUGCUUUUACAACUGGUGCUGCUCAAUGGUUAGUCGUCAUGGCACUUCUAUAUAUUACAGGCGCUUGUCUUUAUGCUGCUCGUAUACCAGAACGAUUGGCUCCUGGUUAUUUUGAUAUAUGGUUUCAAAGUCAUCAAAUCUUUCAUAUAUUUGUCGUAGCUGCAGCAUGUGUUCAUUAUUAUGGUCUUUGUGUAUUAUCAAUGCAUCAACCAAAUUUUAAUGAUUGUCGUAAAGGUAUAGCACCAGCAAUCAGUAAUGUUGUCAAUUCGGUGUUUAAUUAA